UCUCCCCCGUCUUCUCCUCUCGCCUUCCAUCGUCUCCGGCGACUCAAACCCCCAUAAUCUAUGGCCUUCCCUUUCUUUAAACCCUAAUUGGAUUUCUCUUGUCGGAUCUUGAAUUCCCGUGAUGGGGAAGGAAGCCGAAGACAGCGACUUCGACCGCCUUGCCGCCGAGGACGGCUGCGACGGGGACGAGGGAAGGGUCCUCGAGUGGGAGAUCGGGCUCCCCAGCGCCGACGACCUCACUCCGUUGUCCCAGUCUCUUAUCUCUCCGGAGCUCGCCUGCGCCUUUAGUAUCAAGACGGACCCCCCAAGAACCCUGCUCGACGUCCACCGCGCCUCCCAGCACACCGUCUCCAACCUCCGUCGCCACGCCCCGUCGUCCUCCUCCUCCUCCACCUCUGUCCUCAGAUCCUUCGAACCUUUCCCCUCCCCUGCCUCCGCCGCCGCCGCCGCCGCCGAUGACCCCAUGGUUCUUGAGGGCGACGAUCCUGCCGGCAAGGACGGCCCUGGCGAGUCCUCGCGCAAGGUCCCUCGGUCGGAUGCCUCUCCAUCCGGCACCGCCGCCGCCGCCAUGGAGGAGACCUACUCCUCUGCUCCACGGCCGGAGAACUCCAACGACGAUCACUCUGCGAGAACUCUCAAGCGCCCCCGCCUCGUUUGGACCCCGCAGCUCCACAAGAGGUUCGUUGAUGUCGUCGCCCAUCUUGGCAUCAAGAACGCCGUGCCGAAGACCAUCAUGCAGCUGAUGAACGUCGAGGGGCUGACGAGGGAGAACGUCGCGAGCCAUCUCCAAAAGUAUCGCCUUUAUCUCAAGAGGAUGCAGGGGCUUCCGGACGACGGGCCGUCGUCCUCCGACCAUCUGUCUGUCUCCAAGCCGGUGCCACAGAGCUUGCACGAGCCUCCAGUGCCGGUACCCAUGCCCUAUGCGGUGCCGGCAAUGAUCCCGAUGCCGGUAUUUGGCAUGGCUCAUCUCCAUGGGCAUGGAGGUCCUGUGGGGAUGGUGCCAGUCAAUAACCACCAGAAUAAUGGAGCGUAUCAUGGAUUUGAGUCACACCAUCCUUGUGGAACUUUCGAGGAGUAGCACAAGGACUGGUCUGGUGGUAACAAGUUUGGUUCAAUUGUUUCAUAUCCUCAUGCUACGCCCAGUGAUAAGCAACAGAGAAAUAAAAACAAUUGUUGACUAAAUUUCUCCAGAGAGGCAUGGCAGAAUGACGCUCUGCCUUGUUAUGUUCUGUUGUGUGGCGAGCUUAUUCUCCUGAUACUUUAACCAAUUUGGUUUUGCAUUAAUAUGUCCAGUGCCUGGUUUUAGGAGCUUAUCUGGAGGAUCGCGUGCAAGACUAUUCUAUGCGGUUGUUUUAUCUCCACGGGAUUACCAUAUUUUCAGUCAUGCGCUGCUUUUCAAUAGUGUCUGAGAUGAUUGCCUUCUUUUACUACCAGCUCGCAAUGGCAAUGGAUGUGGCUAUUACUGAUCGGUGAAGAUUGAAAAAUGCCAGACCCAAACAACUGGAUUAACCUUAGUUGUUAUGGUUGUGGUCAUAACUUUUGAAGGUGAAUUUUUGAACUUCUGUUAGCAAUAUGAAAGUUAGGCCACAGGCUUAUAACUUGUGGCUGUUAAAGCUAGAAGUAUGCAUUUAGACACGCUGCAACAUCCAUGAAGAUAAAUGUUAAACUACUACAAGUAUGCUUGUCUAAAUUCAUGCCAGGACAAGUUGAUGCUUCA
Molecule: messenger RNA, 1717 nt
Organism: Phoenix dactylifera (date palm)
Lineage: Eukaryota; Viridiplantae; Streptophyta; Magnoliopsida; Arecales; Arecaceae
Source: RefSeq, a predicted model, not a curated record